This is a messenger RNA of Prunus persica (peach), 746 nucleotides long. RefSeq lists its product as uncharacterized. The record is from RefSeq and is a predicted model, not a curated record. The transcript is spliced from 2 exons. Gene Ontology annotation, molecular function: nucleic acid binding; zinc ion binding. NCBI's taxonomy places the organism in Eukaryota, Viridiplantae, Streptophyta, Magnoliopsida, Rosales, Rosaceae. The coding region runs from base 17 to 493 and encodes 158 amino acids.
GAACAGGUUGAUAGACAUGAAGUAUGAUGGACAAGGCUGUGUGAGGGCUCAUAUUCUGAAUAUGAUUGACAUAGGAACCAAAUUGCAGGAACUAGAGAUGACAGUUGAUGAGGACAUGAUGGUGCAUUUUGCCUUAAACUCAUUGCCAAAGGAUUUCAAGUCUCUUAGAGAAACCUACAUUGCUCAGAAAGAAUGCUGGACAUUGAAUGAUUUGAUUACCAUCUGCGUUCAACAGGAACACAACAUCAUAAGGGAAAGAGGUGCAAAAAUGGUGAACAUGGUUCAAACCAAAGAGAAAAAGGAAAAUAGACACAAUGCAAUGACUGGAAAAGGCAGCAGUACUGAAAAGUAUCUAAAACCAUCAACUGGAAUGAAGUGUUUCUUCUGUAAGAAACCAGGGCACAUGAAGAAAGAAUGCAGAAAAUACAAAAAGUGGCUAGACAAGCAGAAAACUAAAGGGAUUCAUAAGGAGGAGAUUGCCAAGCAAGGAUGAAGUGAAGGUGUUCGUUGGCAAUGGAGAAAAAGUUCAAGUAGAGUUCAUAGGAACAGUUAGGAUUGAAUUAGAUUUUGGUUUUAUUUUGGAGUUAGAUGAAGUAGUUUACAUUCCUUCUAUGAAGAAGAGUUUAAUUUCAGUUACUAGACUUGUACAAUCAAAAUUUAAUUUGAAUUUUGAUGGCACUGGUUGUUCUAUUUUCAAGAAUAAAGAGUUGAUUGGCAAAGCAAGACUUGUUGAUGGAAUGUUUCAA